Molecule: messenger RNA, 3876 nt
Organism: Chenopodium quinoa (quinoa)
Lineage: Eukaryota; Viridiplantae; Streptophyta; Magnoliopsida; Caryophyllales; Amaranthaceae
Exons: 2
Coding region: 2009-3124 (371 amino acids)
Source: RefSeq, a predicted model, not a curated record
CAUUAUUUUGUGAUUAGGAAAUGGAGACAAAUUACUUCCCACUAGCUCAAAGUCACGUGAGGAGCAAGGAAUUGCAAAUUAAAAAGAAAUAAAAGAAAAGAAAAAGGAUAAGGAGGAGUGCCUAACUAUUAGGCGUGUAAACCAAAGAACUAAAACUCAGUGCUCAUCUUUAAUAAGAGCUCUAAUUCAUCCGAAAUUCAAGGCAAGAGAUAGAGAAGAUGAAUUUCUAUCCUAUUCUACAAUUCUAUCCCUUCAAACCCAAAAAACCUAGGUUGUUUUCGUUUAUAAAAUCCCCAAUUACCCCUCCUAGAAAACACACAAGUAUUACCACAAAAAUACGGGAAGUUCGUGAGGCUUAGUAGAGCACGAAUUGGUCCAAGGUUGAUCGAUUGGGUGGUAUUGGAAGGCGAAGGGACGAAUUUGACGGUGGAUUCGAGCAGCGACUGCUUGUUUUCUUGGCUCAGUGCAUGUACGCGUACGAUAAAGAAGCAAGACUUCAGCGCAUAAGAGCGUACAUAGACUUGAUAUACGAAGCGAAACCAGAGGAGCUUCUUAAUAUUUUCAGUGCUGAACCAGCACUUGAAUUAGAAAAUCCAUUGCCAAUCAAAUAUAACAACAUGGCAGAACAGACCUUGAAAGAACUUGGAGCCCCUAAAACAGGAGAAGAUCCUCUCUGCAUUGUCUUUCCAGAACUAGAGAAUCCCCUCUAACUGAACUUAGGUUUCCUUAAUCUUUUCCCUAAAUUCUAUGGGAACCAGGUGAGAAUCCUUAUAGACAUUUAAAAGAGUUUAAAGUUGUAUGUUCUUCUAUGAAUCCAGAAGGAAUAGAACAGGAAAAUAUUAGAUUGCAUGCUUUUCCUUUUUCUUUGCAAAUUCUUGGGCAGAAUUGGAAAAAGUUUUUCUUGAAAGAUUCUUUCCUGCGAGUCGUAUAGGUUCUAUUAGGAAGGAAAUUUGUGGAAUUAGACAGAAUAAUAAUGAGUCUUUAUAUGAGUACUGACAAUGUUUUAAUAGGCUUUGUUCAUCUUGUCCACAACACCAAAUAAGUGAUCAAUUGUUAAUUCAAUACUUUUAUGAGGGUUUGUUACCUAAUGAUAGAGGUAUGAUAGAUGCAUCUAGUGGGGGUUGCAUUAGUUGAUAAAACACCGACUGAAUCUAGAAAAUUAAUCUCUAAUAUGGUUCAGAAUACACAGCAGUUUAGUACUAGAAAUGAUGUUAAAAGAGUAAAUGAAAUUGAUAUAAGUGGUAUUCAUAAUCAAUUGCAAGAAAAUUCUCAACAAAUUGCUACUUUGACUACUCUUGUUUCUAAAAUUGCUAGUAAUGAGUCUAAAUCCAGAGUUUGUGGUGUUUAUCCUGAUUUUUCUCAUGCUACUGAUGAAUGUCCUACUUUACAGAGUGAAGAUGUUAAUGCCUUAGGGAGUUUUUCUGGUCAACAAAAUAGGAAGUAUGAUCCUUUCUCACAAACUUAUAAUGAAGGUUGGAAAGACCAACCUAAUCUAAGGUAUGGCAAUAGACCACAAUUUCAACAGUUUAAUCAAUUUAAGCAACAUGGUCAACAAAACCCACCACCUAAAACUGCUAGCCCUUCAUUAGAAGACUUGGUGAAACAGUUAGCAAACCAAAUAGGACAGGUUCAUGAUCAUGGUGUUGAAUACCAAAAGAAAACUGACAUUCACCUACAUCACAUAGACACUCAAAUAGGUCAAAUAAGCACUACUCUGAGUGAUUUGGAAUCUCAACUCUCGAAUAGACUUCCUUCCAAAUGAACAUGCUAAAGCUGUAACACUUAGGAGUGGUAAAGAGUUAACAGAACCUAAAAAGAAGAAUAGAGUAGUAGAGAAAGAAGUAGAAGUCAGACCUAAGGAUGUAGUUAGUGAGUGUAAGGAAAAACAUGAUAAAGAGAGCGAGAAAUAACUUGUAGGGAAGGGUAAUUCUGAUGUGAAUUUUGAUGUUUCUCGUUUUAAAGAUGUUCCUCCUUUCCCCUCUCGAUUUGCUAAUCUAAGAAAGAAGCUAUGGACAAUGAAAUUCUAGAGACUUUUAGGAAAGUUGAAGUUAAUAUUCCUCUUCUUGAUGCUAUUAAGCAGGUGCCAUGCUAUGCAAAGUUUCUUAAGGAACUUUGUACUAAUAAAAGACAAUUUUGCCCUUCUGAGAAGGUAAGUAUGGGGGAAAACAUUUCAGCAGUAAUUCAAAAGAAACUUCCCCCUAAAUGUAAGGAUCUUGGCAUGUUUUCUAUUCCAUGUAAAAUUGGUAACUCUAUUUUUGAAAGAUGCAUACUAGACUUAGGUGCUUCAAUCAAUGUCAUGCCUAAAUCUGUAUAUGAUACCUUGAAUGUUGGUCCUUUGUCUAAGACUAAUGUGGUUAUCCAACUAGCUGAUAGAUCUAAUGCAUUUCCUUUGGGAGUUUUAGAAGAUGUACUUGUUCAAGUGAAUGAAUUAGUUUUUCCUGCUGAUUUUUAUGUGCUUGAUAUGGGUAAUAGAUCUGAUAGUGUUCCUUUAUUGUUGGGUCGACCUUUUCUAACGACUUCUAAGACUAAAAUUGAAGUUCAUGAAGGUAAUCUAACAAUGGAAUUUGACGGUGAAAUGAUUAAAUUCAACAUAUUUGAUGCUAUGAAAUACCCUAAUGAUAUCAAUAAUGUUUGUUCUAUCGAUUCUUUUGAUGCAUGUGAUUGGAUGGCUCAAGAUGUUUUUUAUGAGUGGUGUGAAAAUUUGUUUGCAAAUGGUGUUUUUGGUGAUGUUAAAAAAACAGAAUUGGUUGAUUCUUUUGUAGCAUCGUCUAAUGUAAUUGAAUCUGAUGUUUCUAAUGGAUGCGAAAAAUCUUUGCCUUCUGUUGUGCCUAAAUUGAUUCCUUCUAUUGUUAAGCCACCUGAAUUAGAAUUGAAACCCCUUCCCUCUAAUAUGAAGUAUGCUUAUUUGGGUGAUAAUGAGACUCUACCUGUGAUUAUUUCAAGUUCUUUAAAUGAAUCUCUAGAGACUAGGUUAUUGAAUUUGCUUAAAAAUCAUAAGGAAGCAUUAGGAUGGACUUUAGCUGACAUAAAAGGCAUUAGCCCCGCUAUGUGCAUGCAUAAAAUUUUCCUUGAAAAAUAUGAUAAACCAACUAGAGAGGCUCAAUGUAGAUUAAAUCCUUCAUGAUUGAAGUAAUUAAAAAGGAAAUCCUAAAGUGGUUAGAUGCAGGAGUGAUUUACCCUAUUUCCGAUUCCCAAUGGGUAAGUCCAAUUCAUGUGGUACCUAAAAAGAGUGGAAUAACUAUUUUAGAAAAUAAUGAAGGAGAACUUGUCCCUACUAGAGUUUCUAAUGGAUGGAGAGUUUGUAUUAACUAUAGGAAGCUUAAUCAAACUACUAGAAAAGAUCAUUUUCCCCUACCAUUUAUUGAUCAGAUGUUAGAAAAACUUGCUGGACAAUCUUUUUUCUGUUUUCUAGAUGGUUAUUCAGGUUACACAUAAGUACCCAUUGCCCCUGAAGAUCAAGAUAAAACCACUUUUACUUGUCCUUUUGGUAUAUUUGCUUUUAGAAGAAUGCCUUUUGGUUUAUGCAAUGCUCCUGGAACAUUCCAAAGAUGCAUGAUGAGUAUAUUUUCUGAUUUGAUUCAACAAGAUAUGGAAGUGUUUAUGGAUGAUUUUACAGUUUUUGGUGAUUCAUUUAAUAGAUGUCUUCAUGCUUUAUCUCAAGUUUUGAAAAGAUGUGUUGAAACUAACCUUGUUUUGAAUUUUGAAAAGUGUCAUUUUAUGGUUGAACAGGGUGUAGUUCUUGGUCAUAUUGUUAGUGCCAAGGGUUUAGAGGUUGAUAAAGCUAAAAUUGAUGUCAUUAGUUAUUUGCCUUAUCCUACAUGUGUAAUCCCCCGUAUUUUUAAAAUAUUUUAUAAAUAAAAUUUUAUUUUAUUUAUA